Molecule: messenger RNA, 4180 nt
Organism: Platichthys flesus (European flounder)
Lineage: Eukaryota; Metazoa; Chordata; Actinopteri; Pleuronectiformes; Pleuronectidae
Gene: nfil3-2
Product: nuclear factor, interleukin 3 regulated, member 2
Exons: 2
Coding region: 549-2279 (576 amino acids)
Biological process (GO): regulation of DNA-templated transcription; circadian rhythm
Cellular component (GO): nucleus
Molecular function (GO): DNA-binding transcription factor activity; DNA binding
Source: RefSeq, a predicted model, not a curated record
GAGAGAGAGAGAGAGAGAGAGAGAGAGGGGGCAAAGCCGAGAGAGAAACAAAAAACGUGACGAGGCACCCAAAGCGUCCUGUUAUGCAACGACUGACCUACUAACAUAGAUUUAGAGACUCGGCGAGCGAAGGAGAGGAGCAGGAGACGCAGAGGGAGGACUAGGAGCAAACAUGACAUGAGGCGCGCACUGGAAACACGCGGCACCGACUCCACACGCGCAUAAACCUGCACGACUGGCGUUUGGAGCGGGUGCGUGAGAGAGAGAGAGCGAGAGAGAGAGAGUGAAAGCAGCGGCCGGUGCGCAACGCGGAUUGUUGGACUCGACUGUCCGGACACUUUCAAGGAUCCUGAGGCUAAGAGCCGUUCAUCUCACAAUCUUCUGCAAAGAGAGGACAGACGAGCACGGUGUUCGAGACCCAGAGCGCCGAGGUCCACCGACUCCCCUUCAGUCGAACCUUCACCAAACCGAUCUAGAACCUUUGGACCGAACUGGUUCUUGUCUCCUUUGCUGAAGCUCCAGUUCAAACUGGCUCCCACGAGACAAGAAUGGAAAAUCUAACUUCAGCACUCAAGAACUCAACGGAUAACCUGAACUGCCUCGACACCUUCAGCGGUUAUGAGGAUUCACUUCCCUCUGAGUCUCCAGGUCGCCUCGGGCGCCACGUGAAACCCAAAUCCAGCAUGAGCUGCAGGCGAAAGCGAGAGUUCAUUUCUGACGAGAAGAAGGACGCCUCCUACUGGGAGAAACGUCGCAAGAACAACGAGGCGGCCAAGCGUUCCAGGGAGAAGCGGCGUCUCAAUGACAUGGUUUUGGAGAACCGCGUGAUUGCGCUGAACGAUGAGAACGUGCGGCUCAAGACGGAGCUGCUCCAGUUGAAGCUGCGCUUUGGCAUCAUCAGCACCGCCUCGUAUAUUGAGAAGAGCCAGCAGAUCGGAGCGAGCAGCACCACAGGAACCGGAGGCUCCUCCUCCUCCUCUAAUCAGUACUACUCCAGCGGUUACUCCAGCGGCUCUCAGAUGAUGAUGACGUCAGAUUCCUCGGAGACAGAGCAGUCAGGGCACAGCGAGGGCCACAGGCAGCUGGUGAAGUACUCCCCGCGUGGUUCCCUGUCCGACAUGUCCGACAGCUCCUCCAGGGACAGCCCCGAGCCACUCCCCUUCGAGAUCAAACAGGAAGGGGACAGGCUGGAGAUGGACAUCGCCAACGGCACCACCACCCAGAUCAUGUUCAACGUCCACCGCGGCCUGGCCUCUGUACCCACUCACCACCAGAUCCAGCAGCAUUCUCAGGAGCUGGAGGCUGCGUAUCACAGCCAGCAGCAGCUCCUUCAGCAGCAGGAGCCUGUUCCUGCCAUCAGCACUGUGAGCCAGGCAGCCCCUCACCCGCCUGCUGCCCAGAGGAGCGUCAUCCUGUACGGCUCCAGCAGCGCCUCCUACCCGGUGGACACCGACCUGCUGCCGGCGCAGAGGCCGAGCAGUCGACUGCCGGUGAGCUCCACAGAGACCCUGGCAGAGGUGACGAAGCAGCUCGAGAGGAAGACGUUAGACUCCCCAUCGUACGAGUUCUCAGACAGCCGCACCGAGCCUGCAGAGAGACAGAUGUAUCGGGUUUCCCAGCAGCACCAGCAGCACCAGCAGCACCAGCAGGAGAGCGAUUCGUCCGCCGAGCUCCUCCACCAACACGUCGAGGGGGUCAACCAGUCCCACCUGUACCACCAUCUCCAGCGGCCUCAAGAUUCAUACCUCAGUGCCCAGGACGAGGAGCCGCCUGUGCUCACCUACGAGGGCGGGCCCAGGGAUGAGGCCUACUACCAAGGCCCCCCCAGCUCCUCCAGCAAGGACACUUCAUCCAGCGAUGGAGAUCCCCGCAGCUCGGACAAAGAGGCCUCCACGGAUGACGAUGACUCCCCCUCCUCAUCCUGCUCAGACACGGGCAGCUACCACAACCAGCUCCUGCCCAGCCUCCACCAGCCGGCCUCGCCCCUGCCCUCCUCCCAUGGCUGCUCUCAGGCCCAGGGCCGGGAUCCGCAGGGGGAGGUGAAGGGCACAGCGCUGCCCCACAAACUCAGACUCAAACACCGGGCGAUGAGCACCGGCUCCGGCCAGGAGUCCCCGACCACGCCUCCCUCCGCCACACCACCCCCCCUGCCCCAGCAUCCCUACUUCUCCCUCACUGCACCACAGGACAUUGCAGGUGGCGUCUGUAAGCAGGUGGCAUCCGGGCAGGAGAGCGGGACAACGGAGGCGAGUGGACGACGGAACAAGAGACGAGAUUAAGGGACAUCGACUCUCACAAGAGACAGAACUUCCUCUCGAGGAAUCACCCUGCCAUCAUGCCUUUGCCCUUUAAUCAAACCCCCUCCUUGAGCCCCUGGGACAAGAAGCUGGGCUUUGUCCACUUUCCUAAACCCCGACGUCACCAAACAGGCUGGACAUCUCGUGGGGCUGUAACAUGUGUGUAUAUAUUGUACAGAUUUGUCAUUUCUUACAUCCUCUCCAUACUUACAAGAGCACUUUUGUUUAAGCGAUGAGAGGAGGAAUGGAACUUCCUGCUUUUCUACUUUUGUCAUUAGUAGAAAAACAUCAGCAAAAGCACAUUUCAAUCAAUUACUAACAAGAAUGUGGGAAAGCACCGUUUUGAGCUUUAUCAGUACUAUGAAUCUGGUACCUGACUGUAGACUAACAUACACAUGUAUGGCAUCUGCCUUAAACACAAUGCAAUGCAAACGUACACUGGGGACACCCCCUCGACCAAAGAAGCACCAACACUACAAACUCUGAGUUCCAUGCCUCCUCCCGGACCCUACCUCUACCGACCCGUUCCCCCCCGACCAUCUCCAUUCUGUCACGAAAGAUCGCCUUCGCCUUUAUUUUCUAAGCACUUGGUUUGUAUAUGACUGUGAUAUAUGAAUAUAUGUAUCUAUUAUAAAUAUAUAUUUUACAAAAAGAAAUUUGAAUACAAAUCCAACAAAAACACACGACAGACCUGCAGUGGAACAACAGGAUGUUUGUGAAAGUGACCAUCCUGAUGAGAAUCAGUGUCCAGCCACGUGUCUGCUGUCGCCACAGGACCCGUUCAAAUUAAAGAUGCCUCUUGAUUGUCGAGCUUUAGCAUUAAUCACUCGAUAACGCCCUGUUUACACAGAAAUGGCCGUCCAGUCUGGAGCGCCCACAGCACUGAAUGGAGAACACGUUGUUUCCUCAUUAAAAUGUUUGGAUUUCUUAACCUUUAACCAGCCUUUAAAUAUUCGGUGGACUUCACCAGCUGCAGGCUCUGAGCCUUGACUUUUUUUGAGCUUUAUCAACCAUAUCUUGUUGUUGUUGUUGUUGUUGUUGUUACCAUUUACUGGCCCAGUGUAUUUAUUUCCCUGUUCUCCCAUCUCACUGUAGAAAAGCCCACGAGGACAUAGACGGAGAAUGUGUACAGACCUUUUGAGACGCAGGGGGGGGGGGGGGGGGUCAAGUCUGUGUGAACUUGUAAACUACGGUUCACUGAGUUCAGACUGAGUUCCUCUUUUUUUUAAAACCUUCCAAACCUACUGUACAUUCACAAACAGAGAAUUGAGCUCACACACGAUCCCAGAUAAUUGAGUUAUUGAGAAAUAGAAGCCGACGAAAUACCAAAACGAUUCUAACCCCCUAAAACUAACCUGAGCUGUGAUUGGUGGAGACUCCCCUCGUUUUCCCCUGUGCCUCCAUUACUCCUUUCAGAGGUGAUUCAUCCCCAGUUUAAAUAAAGCGUCUGUGUACCAUGUUUGGCUUUUUGGUGCUUGUGUAUAAAUGUAAAGUUCCCUCCCCCUCGAUCAACUGUAAUGUUUAUUUCAUUGGUUUUUAUAUCCUCUUUUUUCAUCGAGGUGUUGUUCUGUUUUCUAUCUGGUGUCUUUCCUCCUAUCGACUGUGAUGACUUGUGUUUGCCUCACCCCCCCCCCCCCCCUCUUUCAGUGUGUAUUAAUCAGUAAUGUUUGUGGUUUUGCUGAUGGUUCUAUGAUAAAAUAUGAAUGAAACAAGGUUAGUGUGGUGUUUAGAGAUGGUGGUUGGUCUGGUUGGUCAUUACCAUCGCUUCCCUUUGACAUGUAUGUAAAGACACUAAUGUUCACUGUGGAAGAUGGGAGCAUUUCAAGAUCUGAAAAAAACAAAAUAAAAAAAAAGAUUGUUGCCCUUUCAACAUAUCACGACAA